Molecule: messenger RNA, 1260 nt
Organism: Chionomys nivalis (European snow vole)
Lineage: Eukaryota; Metazoa; Chordata; Mammalia; Rodentia; Cricetidae
Gene: Mgat4d
Product: MGAT4 family member D
Exons: 11
Coding region: 7-1260 (417 amino acids)
Biological process (GO): protein N-linked glycosylation
Cellular component (GO): Golgi stack; endoplasmic reticulum; endoplasmic reticulum-Golgi intermediate compartment
Molecular function (GO): acetylglucosaminyltransferase activity
Source: RefSeq, a predicted model, not a curated record
GCCGCGAUGAAGGCAAAGAACGUGAACUUGCUGUUCGCCUUCGUUGCGAUCCUGCUCUCUUUCUUCUCCUAUUUCUGUAUCUCCAAGAUGAACCAAACCAGCAAUCAACUAAUUAAUUGCAGAAACCACGUUUCAGAGUUUAAGAAAAAUAUGCUACGUUUAAAAAAUGAAAGCCAAAAUCUUGUGCAAGUCUUGAACCAGAUGAAGUAUGAAAUUGCCCAGAUAGCAAACGCAUCAGGAGACUUCCUUGAAAGGAAAGUGAGCAGACUGAGUGAGAGUGAAAUACGUCCCAACGGAUUUGAAGGCUUGAAGUUCUUCCUCCCUCAUCUGAGGGCAGUGGAGAGAAUUUACCCGGAUGUAGCCACUAGCAGAGGAAAAGUAGGCGUGUCUUUUGCACUGGGAAUCACCACCGUUGACAGAAGGAACCACACCUACCUGAAGCAAACCCUGACCUCUGUCCUGUCCAGGAUGACCCCUGAAGAAGAGAAGGACUCCGUGGUGAUUAUCUCUGUCGCCGAUACUGGUGAUUAUUUGAACUAUGUCGUCGACAUGGUUAAAACAAAAUUCAAAAGACAAGUGCAAUCUGGGUCCUUGGAAGUCAUUUCAAUACCCACCUUUUUUUAUCCGAGUGGAUUACUGGGCAAGAAAACAAUGGAGGACUCAAAAAGUUGGCAAAUGAAACAAGCGUUGGAUUUUUGUGUUUUGAUGCUGUAUGCCCGACCCAAGGCCACGUAUUACUUACAGCUAGAAGAUGAUAUCAUAGCAAGAAAGACGUAUUUUACAAAAAUGAAAGAUUUUGUAAAUAGUCUCACUUCGGAAAAUUGGUUUUAUAUUGAAUUUUCCGUACUUGGAUUUAUAGGAAAACUCUUUCAUUCAAAGGACCUGCUUGACUUUGUCCAUUUUUUCUUGAUGUUCUACAAAGUGAAGCCCAUAGACAUGCUUUUAGAUGACAUCUUCCUGGUGAAAAUGUGCCACUGGGGAGAGCAUAUUAGGAGCUGCAUGCAGCGCAGGAAGGAAGUUCGAGUCCAGUACAGACCGUCUCUGUUCCAGCACGUGGGCAUUCACUCGUCAUUUCCUGGACGAAAACAGCACCUCAAGGGUCGCCGGCGGGCCGCUGAGUCCUUAGCGGCGGUUGAGCAGGAGGCUCGCACACGGGAGCAUCCACAGCAUCCUCCGGAGCUGCCGCUCGCGCAUGCGCAGUUAGCAGUCGCUGCUGGGCGGCUGCCGCCUGGAUCGGUCUGGGGAGACGCCGGGGACUGA